Molecule: messenger RNA, 1096 nt
Organism: Lactuca sativa (garden lettuce)
Lineage: Eukaryota; Viridiplantae; Streptophyta; Magnoliopsida; Asterales; Asteraceae
Product: vacuolar protein sorting-associated protein 60.1
Source: RefSeq, a predicted model, not a curated record
GUUGUUUUGUUUUAAUAAUGGAAUGUGAACUUCUAAAUUGUUGGAAUGCUGCUCUCUUGACAAACAAAAAAAUUUAUCUUCAACCCUCUCUGAUAAAAUGUAUAUUUUGACUGUUUAGUUUUUAUUGUUGUUAAUUAUUAUCAUGUUGUAGAUGAAUGAUAUUUUAGACAUUACCAUUGAUGAUGUUUAAAAAGUGUAUAUAUAAUAUUUUGAUAUUUAAGAAAGACAUAUAUGAUAUUUUGAUUAAUGUUUAAAAAAGACAUAAAUGAUAUUUUAAAAUUUUAUAAAGGAUAAAUAUGAUAUUUAGAAAUUAAGUUGGAUAAAUAUAAUAUAAUAUUUUAAUAUUUAAAAAUGAUAUAUAUAUAUUAAAUCCUCUCUACUUUAUAUGGGCCAAAUAACGGGUCUUCCUCGUGGGCUAAACGCCUAAACCCUUAUAAAACAUAACAAACGCCUCUCCCCCCGCUUCCAUCGUUCGAAGGCUCUUGCAUCUCUCUCUCUCUCUCUCUCUCUCUCUCUCUCUCUCUCUCUCUCUCUCUCGAUUCAGCUUGUCCAGCAAGAAGUUUCAAGUAAACGGGAUGAGGUCAUUGAUGGAUAUUAGGGAUCGGACCAAUGAAAGAGUUGCGACGCUGAAUGAGACAAUCAAGAAUUUUGAUGAAAAAAUUGCUGAAUAUAAGACGCAAUUACAAGGAGCAGGUUUUCCUGUGGAAACCUUUGCUAUUAAAGGUCGGCAAAUUAAGUUAAUACAAGAGAAAAAAUGGUAUCAAAAAGAGUGUGACAAGCUAAACAGCCAAGUUCUUGAUAUAAACCGCCUCAUAUUUGCUUCAGAGGCUUUCCAGCAUGCUCAACAAAUGGUAUCAGAUCUGGAAGCUGCACGUACAGAGUUGAAUGCAAUGACAAACAAUUUGCCACAUAACAUGAAGGGAUUGGUUGAUGCUAGCAAUGUGUUAAUAGAGUCUCUUAUUCAAGGUCACACCGUGCCUGAUGCUAGCAAUGAGAUACUGGAGUCUUUAAUUCAAGGUCACGGCCACCCCCCCAUCCUGCCUGAUGACUGUAUGGGCAGGCUUGGCACCUUCAAAUCUCAAACAAAAAAAUGAAA